GAACCCGACCGACGACGAUCGCCUCCUCAGUCUAAGAGAACGCCAAGCCCAGUUGAGAUCGAAGUUCGAGCCAUCGGCGCAUCGGCUGACUCGAAGUCUGAGCGACAGCAGCAUUCCGCAAAUCGAGACUCUGGAGCGCCAGCAUGACCGCGAGGGCCCCGUCCGCCGCGCCAACAGCUUUGAUAUCACUGAGUACUAUCCUCAUCGCUGGUACUAUGCGAGGAUGGCGAGACCCCCUUCAGGAGAGGAGGCCCAGGACGCUGCAGGGGAGGAGACCGAUGACAGAAAAGCUCGCAUGGAAACCCUCAAAGGCACGGAAAAAGCCGGGUUAGACGACGUCGGCGACGGCGACGCCACCAAACCCAGCAUAGAGAUCCUGUCGCUGAACGGCGGGACCGCAGAGGCGACCCUGGCGGGGCUGGAGGGCCACAACGUCAGCGGGCCCCUGGCGUCGCUGCAGGAGGGCGUCAUCGGCGGAAUCGAGGUCGACCCUGGUGAGAUCGACAGCCAAACGGGCAAAAUCCUCGCCUCUAGGCCAGACCACUUGACGCUCACGUACGAGAUCGAUGUCGCUGGUGGUGAGUCGCUCGGUGACGGCGGUGCCCGGCGGGCGACGAAGGUAGGCGGGGAGGCGGGGCGUGGUAGAGGGGCUUGGGUUUCGGACGCUGAGGACGGCGGUCUCGAGGAGCUCGGCGAUGCCUCGGUCGAGAAGGAGAGCGACCUCGCCGAGGACGCGGACGGGAGAGGGGUCCACAGGAGAAAAGCGAAGGGGUCUAAACUGCAGAAGCGAAAGACGCAAGACAAAGAGCAAACAGCCUCAAAUCGCUUGGCGGAGAUCCUGCAGGAGAAAGCGGAGGCGGAGGAAAAGAGAAGAGACCUGUUCCUGAAAGCCAGAGAACUUCAUGAGGAGAUACAGAGAGUCCGAGAAAAGCGAAGAGAAAAAUGGUGGCAGCAGUUCUCGCACGAGCGGAAAGAAGGAACGCAACUGGAGGAACGCCAAGCAACUCUCAGAAGCGAACUGGACUCCCUCCAUCGGCGAAUCAUCGGCUCCCUCGUCAAAAGACAACCUCUCGUCACGGGGGUCAGAGAUGAACCUUCCAGAAAGGCCAACUACAAGAUAUCCAUCAUAAGACUUCGUCACGAGAUCGAGGACAUCUCGAGACGCGUUGAGGCCAUGAACAUCAAAGUAGAAGCGGAGACUAAGCUGAGAAGCCAAGCAGAGCGAGAGGUUAAAACUUUAAGGUCAGAAGUCAGCAGGAAAAAGGCCAACGUGGCUCUCUCACAAACCAAAACGAAUCUCCUGAAGACAGCCACCAGCCUGCCUCCUGACCUUAUGAUCCGAAUGUAUUAAGGUCAGAAGAUCCUUGAAUCCGUCGGGCUGAGAGCUCGCUCACGCCUCCACGUGGACCCUUCAAGUCUUCAGAUCUUCGUCGCCGUUGGAGCUGUGGUCUAAAUCGUGUAGCAUUUAGAUUUUGCAGCUUAUGCAGACAGAUAGCGCGCUAGACUUCUUUUUUUUCUGUAAAUGCCCCCCAUUCCGCGAUAAGCUGUGGAUCUUAUCGUGGGAGACUUUGUUUCCCCGGACUCUGGGGGACGUUUCCUCUGCAUCUCCGUGAUUUCGCUCAAUGGACUAAGAAGCAGUGAUGCGUUAUACGUGUCGCGGUCCUCUACCCCCCAAGAUGGUCGAGUAAAUGCAUCAGCACUAAAUGAAUGAUCUUGUAAAUAUAUAAGGAUGUUUUAUAUCGUAGCGGAACUUAUUUCCAGUGACUGUGGGUAAGAAAUUAAGAAGCAGCAUCAAGAUCCUCAAAAUUAAUGCUUUGAUUUUCAGUUCCCUUCAGUGGUUGUUAUAUCGUCCUCUUCUAACCUGUUUGUUUCCCACACUAAUUUCAGAAUAUAUACAAACAAAUCACGAACAUAUAUAAUUUUAGCAAGACAUUUUCAUUAUCAUCCUUAUUAUACAUCCAACUUUGAACAUUUUAAACACGAAUUUUGACUUAGUUGUGGAGGGAAGGCCUUAAAACUACAGUGGGAUGUCCCUCCAAAAGCGCACAAGUUGUAUGAAUAUACGAUGUUCAUUGUGGUUGAUAUAUAGAUAGUUUAUACAGUAAAUCAUGUUAUAUAUAUUGUUCUAGAAUCCUGUUUCUAUGUGCGCAAAGUGAAGCACCUUGGUAUAAACAAAGUGUUAACAUGUCUAAAAUAUAUUUCAAAGGACAUAAAAAGUAAAUAUUGAAAACGUGCAAAAUAUGUUCUGUGUUUCUGUCUGAUGUAUAUUUGUGUGUGAAUAUUUCGGAAGUCAGUUUGUACAUAAUAAAAUAAAAGUUAAAUGUAUCCGCUUUUUUCGGGUACUAACCACUGUGUACAAAAUAUACUGAGAGAUGAGAAUAAACAUUCUCCUUAA
Penaeus monodon (black tiger shrimp) is the source of this 2395-nucleotide messenger RNA. RefSeq lists its product as uncharacterized. Lineage: Eukaryota; Metazoa; Arthropoda; Malacostraca; Decapoda; Penaeidae. Bases 224 to 1351 code for a protein of 375 amino acids. The transcript has 8 exons. The record is from RefSeq and is a predicted model, not a curated record.